CGAAUUGGCGUUUAUCACCGAGGGAUAUGAGCAGGGAGAUGUGUGCGUCCGGUCAGCAGUGAAGUGUCGGAGCUUGAAGGCUCGAGGUGUUUGCUCCGUACCAGUCAAGAUGAGAGCGUCCUUAAGUGUUGCGUUGCUUUGUCUAAGCAUCGUGUCCUUUGCACACGCACAAAGAAGAUUCCCGGAAGGGUUUAAAUUUGGAGUAGGCACUUCGGCGUACCAGAUCGAAGGCGGAUGGAACGAGGAUGGUAAGGGUGAAUCGAUCUGGGACCGUUUGGUGCAUAGCUACCCGGAGAAGAUCGCCGAUGGAACGAACGGCGAUGUGGCGUGCGACAGUUACCAUAAUUGGCGCCGGGAUGUGGAAAUGAUCCGUGAGAUUGGUGUUGACAUCUAUCGCUUUUCCCUUGCCUGGAGCCGCAUACUGCCGACCGGUAUUAGCAAUCAAGUCAACCAGAAAGGCAUCGAGUACUACAACAAUCUGAUCGAUGAGCUGCUGAAGUACAACAUCACACCGAUGGUGACGCUGUUUCACUGGGACACACCGCAACGGUUGCAGGAGAUGGGAGGCUUUACGAACCCGCUAAUGGUGGGAUUCUUCCGAGAGUAUGCCCGGGUAGCGUUCGAGCAUUUUGGCGAUCGUGUUAAGAUCUGGACAACGUUCAACGAACCACCGCAGACGUGCCGUUUGCCGUACGAGUAUGAUGCGAUGGCACCGGGAAUAGAUUUCCCGGGUAGCUAUACGUACCUUUGCACGCACCAUUUGCUGCUGUCGCACGCGGAGGCCGUGGAUCUGUACCGGAAAGAGUUUCAACCGACGCAAGGCGGUCAGAUCGGUAUAACGGUCGAUGGAUCGUGGGCCGAACCGGUGUCGGAGGAUGAGCGAGCGGCCUCAGAUAUGACGAUGCAGUUUUUGUUCGGAAUGUACAUGCAUCCGAUCUACAUCGGUAACUACCCGCAAGUGAUUAUCGAUCGCAUCGGCAAUUUGAGCAUGCAGCAGGGUUUCAAAAAGUCUCGUCUGCCCACCUUUACGCCGGAACAACUCACCAAGCUGAAGGGAUCGUCCGACUUCUUCGGGUACAAUGGGUACACCACAAAUCUGGUGUACAUGAACGAUGCGGCCAACUCGGCCAACUUCCGCGAACCUUCGUUCGAUCACGAUCGUAACACGGUAGAGUUUCAGGAUGAUCGUUGGCCAUCGACCGGUUCCUCGUGGUUUAAGGUGUACCCACGCGGUAUGUACAACGUGCUGAGCUGGAUUCGCCGGGAGUACAACAAUCCCCCGGUUUGGGUGACGGAGAACGGGUUUAGCGAUCUCGGUGGCACCCGGGAUGUGGGCCGCGUACAGUAUUACAAGGAUUAUCUGAACGCGAUCCUGGACGCGAUCGACGAUGGGUGUGACGUGCGGGGAUACGUUGCCUGGAGUCUGAUGGAUAACUUCGAAUGGCGUGCGGGGCUUCGCGAACGGUUCGGACUGUACUACGUGAACUACACGGAUCCGGGUCUGACACGGUACGCCAAGUCAUCGGCCAAAGUGUUCGGUAACAUUGUUCGGAACAGGUGGAUCGAUCCGGACGAUAUGCCUGAGCCGGAACUGUACAUACCGGGACCGGAUGAUGAGCCGGCACCCACCACGACUACCGUACGCGUGGAAGCUACCACGAAGGCAGAUGAUGACGAUGAUGAUGACGAUGAUGACGCUGCAACCGGGCUGUUGGUGUCGAAGCUGUUGAUUAUCGUAGCAUUUAUGGUGUACGUGCUGAAUAUGUAAAAGAGAAUGAAUGUUUUGGUUUUGCAAGGAAACGAGUCGGUUGUGUUUGAAUUCUCCGGAAGCACAUGGAGAGAAAUAUGAUUCAGAAGUAAACGGUCCACUGUCCUAAAUUCGUCUAAUCAGCUACGGGAGAAGACCGAGAUUGUAUGAAGCUUAGACGGCAGGCUCUAGUUGACCCAUAAACCGAUUUUAAAUAAAAUCCGAUGCACACACACACAC
Messenger RNA from Anopheles stephensi (Asian malaria mosquito), 1987 nucleotides. Its product is annotated as myrosinase 1-like. Gene Ontology annotation, molecular function: beta-glucosidase activity. Gene Ontology annotation, biological process: carbohydrate metabolic process. The record is from RefSeq and is a predicted model, not a curated record. NCBI's taxonomy places the organism in Eukaryota, Metazoa, Arthropoda, Insecta, Diptera, Culicidae. The coding region runs from base 110 to 1768 and encodes 552 amino acids. The transcript is spliced from 4 exons.